AUGCCCUCAUUUUCGAACGCCAACCACCCGUCGAUGGACCUGAAACUCUGGACGCCUUUUGACGAAACACCGGUGGUUUUGUCGAGCGAAGAACGAUCGAUUAUGAGUACAUAUCCGGUUUUUGGUCUCAUUCCGGGGGACCUAGGGGUAAACAAUGUCUUUCCUUAUAUUUGCGAAGGACUUCUGGGCCAGUGGCUUAUUCAGGGUUCAUACUACGGCACACCUUCCACAAAGGCCCGACCGAGGUUAUUAACCAUACGAUUGUUUCGGCCUGGGGUGAGUGCCUGUCUCUGUGCGACCGCCGAUGCUGCUUGGGCAAUGGCGACCGAAUGCAGUA
Molecule: messenger RNA, 337 nt
Organism: Acaulospora colombiana
Lineage: Eukaryota; Fungi; Glomeromycota; Glomeromycetes; Diversisporales; Acaulosporaceae
Source: the annotation of a GenBank genome assembly